UACCCGUUGUUCUUCAUGAAAACCAACGAUCAUCAGCAUCUUUUGUAUCUAUUCGUGGCCCUUCAAAAUAUUCGGCUAAUAGCCUCUUGAAAAGUGAUGUUCGUGGUCCUUGGUCCCACCAUCCUAGUGGGAAACCUCAAUCUAAGGAAAGUGUUCAACUUCCAACGGGGAUAUCAUCGUCUAUUUCGAUUCUUUCAAAUACAACUUCAUCAAAACCUUCUCAGAGACCUUGGUUUUGGGUCACAGAUUGGCAGAUUGAUCUUACUCAUCCACGUGUAGACUUACAAGGGUGGCAAUACUCUAAAAACUUUGAUGAUCCUGACGUACAUUGGACUGCAUCACCACAAUCAAACAGUAGUGGUUGGGUCCGAAGGAGGAGAUGGGUGCGUGUUAUGAAACGUCGUAUGGAUCUCACUGAAAGUGGAUUACAGCUUGUUUCAAGUAGUGAAAACGAUACUCCGGAUUAUAUUGAAAAGGCUGAAUCUAUUGUUAAAAAAAAUUCUGAUAAUAAUAGUAAAGGAAAGGCCGUUGACCUUUCAUAUUUUGACCAGCUAGCAAGGUAUAGAGAAGCGAUUGAAAUUUUAUCAUCAGGAAUUAAAACCGAUCAAAAUGUACAACGAAAAUCAGAAGCCAUAUCUCUAGUUAGCAGCUUUAUGCAACAUGCAGAAUAUUUAGAGAAUUUGGUAAAGGGAAUGGAUGCUCCUCCACGAAGUCCAAGUCUCCAUGAUGUUCCAAUAACUCCAAAUUUGUCAAAGUCUCCAUCCCCCACUCCAACACCAUUUCGGUCAGAUAUCUUACCAAAGUCCCCAAAAAUAACUGAUACGGGUACAAUUACUAAUCUUAGAGCACCAUCAACUGCAAGCUUUGAGACGAUUGAGAAUCCUUGGACCAAUGCUGUUCAAAGUGAAGAUGUAGGUAUUACUCAACCAUCGAUUUAUGAGAAUAUUGUGUCCCCCACCAGAGUACAUCCUCAAACAAGUGUCAACAUGACGAAUGUCCCUGGACAUUCUAUAUCUACGGGUUAUAAGUGGGAAAAUGAUGAAGAUGUAAAUGAGUGUCGCCGUUGUAAAGUUAGGUUUAGUAUGUUUGUUAGAAAACAUCAUUGCAG
Messenger RNA from Racocetra persica, 1108 nucleotides. NCBI's taxonomy places the organism in Eukaryota, Fungi, Glomeromycota, Glomeromycetes, Diversisporales, Gigasporaceae. The record is from the annotation of a GenBank genome assembly.